Messenger RNA from Pseudoliparis swirei, 2519 nucleotides. RefSeq names its product ANTXR cell adhesion molecule 1a (gene antxr1a). Gene Ontology annotation, cellular component: membrane. The record is from RefSeq and is a predicted model, not a curated record. The transcript is spliced from 18 exons. Lineage: Eukaryota; Metazoa; Chordata; Actinopteri; Perciformes; Liparidae. Gene Ontology annotation, molecular function: signaling receptor activity. Bases 221 to 2023 code for a protein of 600 amino acids.
GAGAGUUGGAGGUUGUGGAGCUCUUCUCAUCUUUGUGAUGAGAGGGUCCCAACAACAGUGAGACCCACAAUACGCACGCCUUCUCUCUCCCCUCCACUUCAACCUCUGAGCUACACUCACUGCUCUCUUUAGGAUUAUGACUUUUUUUGAUGGCAACAAUCAUGUGGAGGAUUGAAAUAAGAAUCUGCUCGGAGGAUUAACUUUUGCAUCUCCUUGAAUAAUGCCUUUGUGCUGGAGGAGAAGCUCCUGGCUGCCGGUGAUGUUUGGUGCUGCGCUGGUUGCUCUUACUGCUACUAAUGCUGGACCAGGACCGGACCGCAGGCAGGCUGGAUCGUCAUCAUGCUUUGGAGGCUUCGAUCUCUACUUUGUUUUGGACAAAUCUGGGAGUGUGCAGAAUCACUGGACAGAAAUCUACAACUUUGUGGAACAUCUAGCUCAUAAAUUCACAAGUCCACAGUUGCGGAUGUCCUUCAUUGUGUUCUCCACUGAGGGAGAGAUCCUAAUGAGCCUGACAGAAGACAGGGAAGUCAUCCGUAGAGGUCUGGAGGAGCUCUCCAGGGUUGUUCCAGGGGGAGACACCUUCAUGCACGAGGGCAUCCUGAGGGCCAGUGAACAGAUAUACUAUGGAAACACUGAAAGUUAUCGCACCGCCAGUGUUAUCAUAGCUCUGACAGAUGGAGAGCUGCACGAGGAUCUAUUUUACUACGCUGAGAGAGAGGCCAACCGCUCCCGGAGUCUGGGUGCCUCUGUUUACUGUGUAGGGGUCAAGGACUUCGAUGAGACACAGUUGGCAAACAUAGCUGAUAGUAAGGACCAUGUGUUCCCAGUAAAUGAUGGAUUUGAGGCCUUGCAAGGGGCCAUUGACUCGAUCCUGAAGAAGUCCUGUGUCGAGAUCCUGGCUGCAGAGCCCUCUAGUAUCUGUGCAGGAGAGUCCUUCCAAGUGGUGGUGAGAGGAAAUGGAUUCCUCCACGCCCGCAACGUCGAUCAGGUCCUGUGCAGCUUCCGCAUCAACGACACCCUCACGAAGAUGGUAAAGCCUCUGGUUGUCGAGGAUACAUAUCUCCUCUGCCCCGCACCAGUCCUUCAAGAGGAGGGGAUGGCAGCAAACCUUUAUGUCAGUAUGAAUGAAGGUCUCAGUUUCAUCUCCAGUUCAGUUACCAUUUCCACUGUGGACUGCUCUGAUGGGACCAUCCUGGCCAUAGCUCUGCUCAUCUUGAUGCUGCUCCUGGUACUGGCUCUCCUCUGGUGGUUCUGGCCUCUCUGCUGCACCGUGAUCAUCCAUGAACCCCCACCACCACCUCUGGAGGAGAGUUCGGACGAGGAAGACUCUGACUCCCCUAAGAAGAAAUGGCCAACUGUAGACGCCUCCUACUACGGAGGAAGAGGAGUUGGGGGAAUCAAAAGGAUGGAGGUCCGCUGGGGUGAGAAAGGCUCCACCGAAGAAGGAGCAAAGCUGGAAAAGGCCAAAAAUGCCAAAGUGAAGAUGCCUGACCAGGAGUAUGUGGAGUCCGCCACACGCAUCCUCAACAACGGCAUGCGCAAACCCUCGAGGCCACGCAAGUGGUACUCACCCAUCAAGAGCAAGCUGGACGCAUUGUGGGUGCUUUUAAGAAAAGGCUACGACCGCGUGUCUGUUAUGAGACCUCACCCGGGUGACAAGGGCAGAUGCAUGAACUUCACCCGCAUUCAGUCUCCCUCUCCUCGUUACCCACACCAUCACCCAUCUCCCAUCUACAACCCUCCCAGCAGGACUCCACCUCCACCGCAGGGCAGCCUCCCCCCGAGCCCCAGCAGCCCUCCAUCCUCUCCAACGUUCUCCUUCUCCGCCCUUCCACUACUGCCUCCGACACCUCCUUCCACCUCGAACACUCCCCGCUCUCCCGUUUCACCGACCCCUGACACACCCCCUCCCACCCCCCCACCCUCCGCCUCCCCGACCGGUUCCCUGCCUCGUCUUCCACUGGGACCUCCUCCGGCGCGAGCCCCUCCACCUGCCCGCCCACCACCUCGCCCUGGCCUGUAGAGCUCCGAGAGCAGACUGGAGAGAGUUUGACUGAAUAUAAAAGGCAACUCCGGAGUCCCACCAACAAUCAGCACAUGGCCAUCUUUGAUUGUAGCUGCGAGGAGCGGCGAGCAAAUGUUCCAAAUACAACAGAUUUAGAAUAUCAGAGUCACAGUUUUUGAAUUCUUGAAUGUUGAGUAAUUGCAUGCAAUGUGUGAGUUGAUCCGUUGUAACAUUUCUACCUUGUUGGUCCAUAAAUGCUUGUCUUUGUACUUUGUUGAGAAAAACAUAUUUUCCAUUUUUGAGUAUAGAGAAACAGUCAUUGAUGAUAAACACAUGUCCACUAAGCGUAGUGAAAGAGCAACUCAACCCACGGAGGGGUUUCUUGUAAAUAAUAAUUUUGAUAUAACCAUGUGUGUUCAGAUAUCUGUGAAUGUGUGCAUGUGUCGAAAAGAAAGAGACAAUUUGUGACAGACGGUUUAAUCAACUUAAACAAAGUGAUUUGGCUUUUUUUGCA